AUGACUGCAAGUGCCGUACUGGCAGUUCUGGACCAAGUGCAGAACGUCGGCCAAGUGGUGGAGAUCGGACAGGCCCAAGUUCACCAGAAGGAGCAGGUCCUUUGGGCGCGGAGAGCUUACCAGCUCGAGUCGCAAUCCGUUCGCCUCGACGUUUUUGACCACGUCAAGGAGGAGAUUCGCUCGCACCACGAUACUUACAUGGGUCGAAUCGAUGUCUUGCUGCUCGUCCUGGCAUUGAUCUGGCCUUUUGCUUUGAAUGCGAUACAAUUCUCGGACCCGUUCAUACCGCAGACCGAGUUUGAGUGCGCACAUUGCAUCGAAGUCAAGCACAAAUGGAUUGUGUUUGUGUGGAUGACACUCCUAGGUGCCAUUCUCGUCCUGCCCUUUUGGGGGAUACUGAUGCUUAUCCGCUGCCGAUUGAAGUUGGAUGCAUGGCUUGAGUAUUCUCCGCGUUUGAGCCAGGCAAGACGAGGAAUGAACAUCACUCCCCAAACCAAAAUGGCGUCUACUAGAAAUGAGGACGAUGAAGACGAUCAUGAUGACACAAAAGACAUUGUUUGCCGUCUGGUCAACAUGGUUGCGGAGUGCCAGGAGUACCUUGGCCUCAUGUGGACAGAGGAGUGCAGCUGGCUGGUUCACACCUCUACGAGCCUUCUUUGGAUCUCAGCUGGUGCGGCACUACUUCUUACUGCUCUGUCCAUUUGGGUGUUCAUGGUCAACAAAGGCGGCGCUCACUCGAAGUUUGGAAACUGGUUUGCCGUGAUCGUAUCGCUGGGGAUGGCUGUGCCGUUAGUCUACAUGUUGCGAAGAUCGUUCGAUGAGCUGGAGCCGCCCGAUGAGGACAUGCUUGCUUCUGCGGCAGUGAGUAAUCCAGCCAUGAACGAGCCUGCAACACGUCGGCGCAGAGCUCAGCUGCUCAAGGGAAACAGCAGCCCCAACUUCUCGCGAUUUUUCAGCGACGGAACACCGAAAGAGGAAUUCACAGGAGAGAGUCGCUUCUCUAACCUGAAAGAAAGGAUCUUCGAUCUGCUGCCAAGCUUUAAACGGAUGUGCGGUCGCAGAAAGCAAAGGCGAAAGAAAGGGGAGCCGCUUUUGAGACCAACGUAG
Messenger RNA from Symbiodinium sp. CCMP2456, 1107 nucleotides. NCBI's taxonomy places the organism in Eukaryota, Dinophyceae, Suessiales, Symbiodiniaceae. The record is from the annotation of a GenBank genome assembly.